CUGCCGCUUGCCGCCAUUGACACGCACAGAUACAACCCCAAGAAAGGCAGAGUCCUGCCCGACACCGGCGGCACGCGGGCCGAACCUGCGGCCGGGGAUUGGCGCGCACUAAACCACCGGGCGCCCGGAGCCCGCGGCGCAGCACCAGGAUUGUGUAAGUGCCAGGAAGCCACUGUGUCAGCAAGCUGAGAGGGAAACUGAGGCAAGAUGUCAGGCCGGAGUGGGAAGAAGAAAAUGUCCAAGCUGUCCCGGUCAGCCAGGGCCGGUGUCAUCUUUCCAGUAGGUCGGUUGAUGCGUUACCUGAAAAAAGGGACGUUCAAGUACCGGAUCAGCGUUGGUGCUCCUGUCUACAUGGCUGCUGUCAUUGAGUACCUGGCAGCGGAAAUCCUAGAGUUGGCUGGCAAUGCUGCGAGGGACAACAAGAAGGCCCGAAUAGCGCCCAGACACAUCCUGCUAGCUGUCGCCAACGAUGAGGAGCUCAACCAGCUCUUGAAAGGAGUGACCAUCGCCAGUGGUGGUGUCCUGCCGAGGAUUCACCCUGAACUACUGGCCAAAAAACGAGGGACCAAAGGAAAGUCAGAAACGAUCCUCUCCCCACCCCCAGAGAAAAGAGGAAGGAAGGCCGCGUCGGGCAAGAAGGGGGGUAAGAAAUCCAAGGCCGCCAAGCCACGAACAUCCAAGAAGUCCAAACCAAAGGACAGCGAUAAAGAAGGAACAUCAAAUUCCACUUCAGAAGAUGGGCCGGGAGAUGGUUUCACCAUCCUUUCUUCCAAGAGCCUCGUUCUGGGGCAGAAGCUGUCCCUGACCCAAAGUGACAUCAGCCAUAUUGGCUCUAUGAGGGUGGAGGGCAUCGUCCACCCAACCACAGCCGAAAUCGACCUCAAAGAAGAGAUAGGUAAAGCCUUGGAAAAGGCAGGAGGUAAAGAGUUCUUGGAAACAGUAAAGGAGCUUCGCAAAUCCCAAGGCCCUUUGGAAGUGGCGGAAGCUGCCGUCAGCCAAUCCAGUGGACUCGCAGCCAAAUUUGUCAUCCAUUGUCACAUCCCCCAGUGGGGCUCCGACAAAUGUGAAGAGCAGCUGGAAGAGACCAUCAAAAACUGCCUGUCCGCAGCCGAGGACAAGAAGCUCAAGUCCGUCGCCUUCCCGCCUUUCCCCAGUGGCAGAAACUGCUUUCCCAAACAGACGGCCGCCCAGGUGACCCUCAAGGCCAUCUCAGCCCACUUCGACGACUCAAGCGCGUCCUCGCUGAAGAAUGUGUACUUCCUGCUGUUUGACAGCGAGAGCAUCGGCAUCUACGUACAGGAGAUGGCCAAGCUGGACACCAAGUAGCUUUCCGGUGGGGAGAGUCAGGGUCACGUCUCCAGAGCAGGGGGUUUUAUUUUUUAAAAGGAUUGAGGACGGGUGACGUGGCAGGGGAGCAGAGGGCAGCUGAGAGGGGAAGCCGAGGCAGCGGGGCAGGGCCUGACUGCCUGGGGAAGGGGCCCAGCGCAUUUUAUAUUCUCUUUACAAAAGGCCUCUUUCGAAAUU
Molecule: messenger RNA, 1524 nt
Organism: Arvicola amphibius (Eurasian water vole)
Lineage: Eukaryota; Metazoa; Chordata; Mammalia; Rodentia; Cricetidae
Product: core histone macro-H2A.2
Exons: 9
Coding region: 208-1326 (372 amino acids)
Biological process (GO): nucleosome assembly
Cellular component (GO): nucleosome
Molecular function (GO): protein heterodimerization activity; DNA binding; structural constituent of chromatin
Source: RefSeq, a predicted model, not a curated record